Molecule: messenger RNA, 2057 nt
Organism: Corylus avellana
Lineage: Eukaryota; Viridiplantae; Streptophyta; Magnoliopsida; Fagales; Betulaceae
Product: anthocyanidin 3-O-glucosyltransferase 5-like
Molecular function (GO): UDP-glycosyltransferase activity
Source: RefSeq, a predicted model, not a curated record
CUGUGUAUGUAUUUUUGUUCUAUAAAUAGGUAUAGUUUGUUUUAGAAGCCCAUGUUCUGCAUAGCGCCACCAAAUUCUAGCUAGAACUCUCCGAGUCCGACCGAUCACAUUUCAUAAACUAACAACAAUGGUGGUAGCAGAGUCUGAAACCAUGAAACCACACGUUGCUGUCCUCCCAAGCCCGGGCUUGGGCCACGUCAUCCCCCUCUUCGAGCUGGCCAAGGUCCUGGUCGUCCACCACGGCGUCCGCGUCAGCUUUCUCAACAUCACCACCGAAGCCUCCGUCGCCCAAAACCAGCUCCUCCACCCACCCACACUGCCUCCAGGCCUCCGAGUGAUCGACCUUCCACCUGCUGACAUUUCCACCCUCGUCAGCGAACAAACUCUCGUCCUCACCCGGCUAUGUAUCAACGUAGAGGAGAGCCUCAAGCCGUUAAAGUCGGUUCUCAUGGAGCUGGGGAAGCUUCAAGCUCUCGUCAUUGACUUGUUCUGUACCCAAGCUUUCCAAAUCUGCAAUGAGCUUUCCAUUCCUGCCUACACCUUCUUCACUCCCUCAACUUCUUUCCUUGCUUUCUCCUUGCAUCUUCCUACACUGGACCGUGACGUGGACUGCGAGUUCGUUGACCUUCCCGAGCCGGUUCAGGUCCCGGGUUGCACCCCGGUUCGAACCGACGACUUGCUGGACCAGGUUCGGAACCGGAAGAUUGACGAUUACAAGUGGGCGUUGUUCCACUUCAACCGGCUGCCCAUGGCGGCAGGGAUUUUCUUGAACUCGUGGGAGGAUCUUGAACCGGUCUCGUUUAAGGCAAUAAGAGAACACCCUUUCUACCAGAAAAUACCCACACCACCGGUUCACCCAAUUGGGCCGCUUAUCAAACGAGACGCAGCCACGACUGCAUCGGACGCCGAGUGUCUAGCGUGGCUAGACGAACAACCUUCGAAAUCAGUUAUUUUCGUGGCGCUGGGUAGUGGAGGGACUCUGACAGCUGCACAGCUCACCGAGUUGGCUUGGGGGCUAGAAAUGAGUCAGCAACGGUUCAUGGUGGUGGCGCGUAAGCCAAGCGAUGCUAGCGCGUCGGCGACGUUCUUCAAUGUGGGUGGAGAUGUUAACGAUCCCAAGGAAUAUUUGCCUGAGGGUUUCUUGGAGAGGACGAAAGGGGUGGGGCUGGUGGUGCCGUCUUGGGCCCCGCAGGAACUGGUGCUCCGCCACCCAUCAACCGGUGCGUUUUUAUCUCACUGCGGCUGGAACUCGACACUUGAGAGCAUCACUCACGGCAUACCGAUGGUCGCGUGGCCGCUUUACGCUGAGCAAAGAAUGAACGCGACGAUGCUUGUCGAGGAGGUUGGAGUGGCGGUUAAGCCGGUGGUGGAACGAGGAAAAGGAGUCGUCGCAAGGGAGGAGAUUGAGAGGGUGGUGAGGAUGGCGUUGGAGGGUGAAGAAGGAAAGGUAAUGAGGCGUAGGGCUGAAGACCUACAAGUCAAAGCAGAGAAAACGUUGACCUUUGGUGGGUCGUCUUAUGAGUCAUUUUCUCGUGUGACCAGAGAAUGGAAAGCUCAUAUAUAAUGGAAGGCUAGUCUAAAAUGCUAAGUUUACAAAUAAAUUUUAUAAAAUAAAAUUUUUAUAACAUGAUGUGAUAUAAUAUGAUAGGGUUUUUUAAAAGAUGAAUUUAUCUCAUUUUUAAUUAUAUUGUAUCACAUUAUGUUGUAAUUUUUUUUUUUUUUUUGGUAAAAUUUGUUUAUAACCUUCCUCUAUUAUUACUUAAAAUAUUAUGAAUGACCGGUUAAAAAAAGAUAAAAGAGAAGAUUUCGGUGUUCGUCAUUCUUAGGAGAGACUCACAAUGAAUGCCUAAAUAAAUUUGUUGUGUAUUAUUGUGAAUGUUGAAGGAUAUGAGAAGAGAGGAUGUGUAAUGCCUCCGCCGUUAGGGAUAGGCACGUCAACAAAUAUUCUCAGAAGUGCAAAGCAUUAUAACUUAUAAGGUUAGCGGAGCAAGUACUAUAAUGUUGUAUUAAAUGCAUGUUAAUUUGUAUUUUUUAAUAUAAUGUUGUUAUUUGAAUUA